UGGGCGUAGUCAGGCCAGCUCCAGGUCCGCAGAGCAGUGGGAUUGGCCCCUUAGCUGGAACCCACGGAUCCGACGAUGGGAUGCUCCUGCCCGCUGCUGCUGUGGCUGGGAGCUGCCGGAACUAUUCUUUGCUCCAACUCAGAGUUCCAGGCACCUUUGCUAACAUCCUCGCCCUUGCCGGUGCUAGUCUCCAAUUCCCAGGAGCAGAAAGUCACCCCCACGCCCAGUAGAUUGGAGCCAGCUUCCCUCCCAAAUCCUCUAGGCGCGCGGGGGCCUUGGGUGUUCAGCACCUGUGGCGCCAGCGGCCCGGGGCCCACACAAACACAGUGCGACGGGGCAUACUCAGGAAGCAGCGUGGCGGUGACGGUGGGAGCUGCUGGGCCGCUGCAAGGCGUGCAGCUGUGGCGGGCGCCAGACACCGGCCAGUAUCUGAUCUCCGCCUACGGAGCCGCGGGCGGCAAAGGCGCCAGAAACCACCUGUCCCGGGCGCACGGCAUCUUCCUCUCGGCGGUCUUCUUCCUCAGCCGAGAGCCGUUGUACAUCCUUGUGGGGCAGCAGGGCGAGGACGCCUGUCCCGGAGGCAGCCCUGAGAGCCAGCUCGUCUGUCUGGGAGAGUCUUGGGCCACCGGAGAGCAUGCGGCAACGGAUGGGACCGGAAGGGUCCCAGGCUGGAGACGCUCCGGCGGGGGCGGGGGUGGCGGGGGUGCCACCUACAUCUUCCGGGUAGCUGCGCGCGGGGAGCCAGAGCCGCUGCUGGUGGCGGCGGGAGGCGGCGGGAGGGGCUACUGGAGGCGACCCGACCGAGGCCGGACUCAGGGCCCCGAGAAACUGGAGAACCGCGCGGCGGCGCCGGGGAGCAGCGGGAGAGGAGGCGCGGCAGGUGGGGGCGGCGGCUGGACGUCGCUGGCCCCCUCUCCGCAGGCGGGACGCUCACUGCGGGAAGGGGCCGAGGGCGGCGAGGGCUGCGCGGAGGCCUGGGCCACGCUCCGCUGGGCCGCGGCUGGAGGCUUCGGGGGCGGCGGCGGGGCCUGCUCGGCGGGCGGCGGCGGCGGCGGCUACCGGGGUGGUGAUACUUCAGAGUCCGACAUCCUCUGGGCUGACGGGGAAGAUGGCGUAUCCUUUGUACACCCCAGCAGCGAGCUCUACCUGCAGCCUCUGGCAGUCACAGAGGGCCACGGGGAGGUGGAGAUCCGGAAGCAUCUCAACUGCAGUCACUGCUCAUUCAAAGACUGCCAGUGGCGGGCAGAGCUCCAGAUGGCUGAAUGCAUCUGCCCAGAGGGCAUGGAGCUGGCUGUGGAUAACGUCACUUGCAUGGACCUGCCAACCACCGCAAGCCCUCUGAUGCUGAUGGGAGCCAUAGUGGUAGCCUUGACGCUGAGCCUCCUUAUGACGUGCGGAGUCCUGAUUCUAGUGAACCAGAAGAAGUGGCAGAACCUGUGGGGGACCAGGCUGCCAGGCCCUGAGCUUGAGCUGAGCAAGCUUCGAACCUCUGCCAUCAGGACAGCCCCUAAUCCCUAUUACUGCCAGGUGGGGUUCGGCCCUGCCCAGUCCUGGCCUCUGCCCCCGGGGCUCACUGAGGUUUCCCCGGCCAACAUCACUCUACUCAGAGCCCUUGGCCGUGGUGCCUUUGGGGAGGUGCAUGAGGGACUGGUAGUUGGUCUUCCUGGGGACUCCAGCCCUCUGCAGGUGGCUAUCAAGACGCUGCCAGAGCUCUGCUCCCGUCAGGACGAGUUGGACUUUCUCAUGGAGGCUCUCAUCAUCAGCAAGUUCAGCCAUCAGAACAUCGUUCGCUGUGUGGGCCUCAGCUUCCAGGCUGCCCCUCGCCUUAUUCUGCUGGAGCUGAUGUCUGGUGGGGAUAUGAAGAGUUUUCUGAGACAGAGCAGACCACACCCGGGCCAGCCAUCACUUCUGGCCAUGCAGGACCUGUUGCAGCUGGCCCAGGAUAUCGCCCAGGGCUGCCACUACCUGGAGGAAAACCACUUCAUCCACAGAGACAUCGCCGCCCGUAACUGUCUGCUGAGCUGCGCCGGCCCCGGCCGGGUGGCCAAGAUUGGAGACUUUGGAAUGGCAAGAGACAUCUACCGGGCCAGUUAUUACCGUAAGGGGGGCCGGGCCUUGCUCCCCGUCAAGUGGAUGCCCCCAGAAGCUCUCCUGGAGGGCAUUUUCACAUCCAAGACAGACUCCUGGUCUUUCGGGGUACUGCUCUGGGAGAUCUUCUCACUGGGUUAUAUGCCCUACCCUGGCCAUACCAACCAGGAGGUCCUAGACUUCAUUGUCACCGGGAGCCGGAUGGACCCUCCUAGGAACUGCCCUGGGCCAGUGUACAGGAUCAUGACCCAGUGUUGGCAGCAUCAACCUGAGCUCCGCCCUGACUUUGCCAGCAUCUUGGAGCGCCUUCAAUACUGCACUCAGGAUCCUGAUGUGCUGAAUUCACCCCUGCCAGUGGAACCAGGGCCCAUUCUAGAGGAGGAAGGGGCUUCUGGGCUGGGGAACAGGUCCUUGGAGGGUCUUAGAUCCCCACAGGCCCUGGAGCUGAGUUCAGAGAACUUGAAAAGCUGGGGAGGAGGCCUUCUUGCCUCUUGGCUGCCCUCUGGCCUCAAGGCCCUCAAAUCCAGAUGCUUCCGACCUCAGAGCAUUUGGAACCCCACCUAUGGCUCUUGGACCCCAAGGGACCCCAAGGAUGGAGACUCAGGCGCUGACUUCAGCAAUGGCUUCUCCUCGCAUUCCUUCCCAGGCAUCUAGAUGGGUUGUUAGUCCAGUAGCCUCUACCCUGCAGUCUAUGACCAUGUGGUCAGAUAUGUGUCAGGGCUGUCCUGGAAGCCUGGCCUCUCCACACUGGAAACCAGUCCAAACCCUCCUGGGGAAGGGCCUGGCCACUCUCUGUCUUUGGAGCCAGAGAUCACACACCCACCCACUGCAGGACUCGGUUGGGAAUCCCAGAUUGUCCUCUCCCCUAAGCAUCUUUCAUCUGACCCAUCCCCAGUGCUGCAGAUGUUUCUAAUAAUAAUUAAAAACAAAACCACCACCACCAC
Peromyscus leucopus (white-footed mouse) is the source of this 3032-nucleotide messenger RNA. Its product is annotated as leukocyte tyrosine kinase receptor. The record is from RefSeq and is a predicted model, not a curated record. Gene Ontology annotation, cellular component: signaling receptor complex; membrane. Gene Ontology annotation, molecular function: transmembrane receptor protein tyrosine kinase activity; ATP binding. Gene Ontology annotation, biological process: protein phosphorylation; regulation of cell population proliferation; cell surface receptor protein tyrosine kinase signaling pathway. Lineage: Eukaryota; Metazoa; Chordata; Mammalia; Rodentia; Cricetidae.